Ctenocephalides felis (cat flea) is the source of this 3381-nucleotide messenger RNA. Its product is annotated as zonadhesin-like. The record is from RefSeq and is a predicted model, not a curated record. Lineage: Eukaryota; Metazoa; Arthropoda; Insecta; Siphonaptera; Pulicidae. The coding region runs from base 1 to 3381 and encodes 1126 amino acids. The transcript has 6 exons.
AUGAUACCUGGGGUCAACCAUUCAGAAUCUCCAAUCCUUCCAGCUGGCACAUGCAAAAACUUUGGACACCAACUAAACCAAAACCCUUACAUUUGCCAACUAACAUGCAACUCAUUAGAUGAACCAGAAGAUGAAAUAUGUUUCGACUCUUCAAUUCAAGAAAUAUGCAUUUGCCAAGAAGGCUAUUUAUGGGCUUCCGACAACACUUGUGUUCUACCUGAAGACUGUUCUUAUUAUCAAAUUUAUAUUGAGAACAAUUCCGGAACAAUUUGCAAACAAAAUGAAGUCCUCAGUGACUCCGAUAUGAUAUGCCAGUAUAGAUGUCCCACGAUAAAUGGAGUAGAUUUGGUCAGUUGUGAGAAUAAUUUUGAUUCUGCUGAAAGUUGCAUUUGUGCUGAUGGAUAUGUCUUGGAUGAAGAUGAUAAUUGCAUUUUGAGAGAGCAUUGUCCAAUUUUUAGACAAGAGGAAGCUAGAUUGCCAAGGGAAACAAAUGUACAUUUUUGUCCCCAGAAACCAUGUGGUCCAAAAUUCAUCCCCAGCAACGGCAAAUACAAAUGUCCCUUAACAUGCGAGAUGUACCUCAACAAUACAUCAACAGAUGAUUGCACCUAUGAUUGUGGAUUUGACUUCUGCGUUUGCAAAAAAGGGUAUGUCCUGGAUGAUUUUGGAGAUUGCAUAGCUCCUGAGGAAUGCAGUGGGCAUAAAAUUUGCGACGAGGACAACGGUGAAGUUUGGACAAAUUGUGGGACGGAUUGUGAAGAAACUUGCGAAACAUAUGCUGGUUUUGUGGAACCACCAAUCUGCAACUACGAAUGCGUUCCCAAUACUUGUGAAUGUCGCAAUGACCACGUUCGAGAUGAAACUGGUAAAUGUGUUCCCCGUUCCCAAUGUCCGGUAAAAACUGAAUGUGAAAUCAACCAACAAUGGACAAGUUGUGGUACCAUUUGCCCACAAACUUGUGCUCAAGAAUUAGGACUAGAAUCAAACGACGGAAUUUGUGCUGAUGUUUGUAUCUUCAAUACUUGUGAGUGUGCGCCUGGUUAUAUAAUGAGCACCAACUACACUUGUGUACUUCCUUCAGAAUGUCCAGAAGCUGUUCAAUGUGGGGUUAAUGAAAUUUGGACGAACUGUGGACCUGAAACAGAAAAAACUUGCCAAGAUGUUUCUGAUCCUGGUUUUUACGAGCAAGUAAGUGAGUGUCGAAAAAAUACUUGUAUUUGUAAAGAUGGUUUUGUUAGAGAUGUCUAUGGUAGCUGCGUACCGGAAUCAUCUUGUCCGGUGACUUGUGGUGUACACGAAGUUCAUACAAAUUGUGGUACUUCUUGUGAACCAACAUGCAACACUACAUUAGGUUUGGAGCUCCCUAAAGUAUGCACUUACGAAUGCAGGGUGAACACAUGUGUUUGUGAAGCUGGUUAUGUAAGAGAUGGUUCUGGUGCUUGUGUACUUCCCCAAGAGUGUCCAGGCGUAACAAUUUGUGGUGUAAAUGAAGUCUGGACAAAUUGUGGCAAAGCACAGCCUGCUAGUUGCAAUACCUUCGCAACCACUAAUAUUGUGUCUGAGGAUUCCUGCAUAUUAAACACUUGUGAGUGCUUUCCUGGAUACGUCAGGAACGAUUGGGGAACUUGCGUCUUGGAAAGCGAUUGUAAAAUAUCUUGUGGCCAGAAUGAAGAAUGGACAAACUGUGGAAGUGUAUGUCCAGAAACAUGUGCAAUUGCUUUAGGCGACCAGGAACCCACACCAUGCACCUUGCAAUGCAUUUUGAACACCUGCAAGUGCAAACCAGGUUACGUAAGAGACCUUGAUGGUUCAUGUGUUCCUUUAAGUUGUUGCUCCAAUGCAGUAACCUGUAGCGAAAACGAAGUUUGGACAAAUUGUGCAACUCAGCAAGAUGACUACUGUGACAAAUUUACAGGACAGGUAGCUUUGGGUGCAAGUUAUCAAGACUGCAAAAAAAAUACUUGCCAAUGUGCUGAAGGUUAUGUAAGAAAUUCUUCAGGCAAAUGUGUCACUCCAUCCCAAUGUGAAUCCCAGUUUUUAUGUGGAGCCAACGAAGUUGGCAUAUUAGUACUAGACAUCUCAUCAUCAUACUUUGGCAAUUACACUUGCCAAUGCAAAAAUGGUUUCAUGAGAAACUACCAAGGUGUCUGUGUUCCCCAACAAACCAACCUGGUAAGUCUAACCAAUUGUUUGACCGAUCCUAAGGCUUGUAAUUUUAUUGAACGAUGUCAAAUCAACGAGUGGUUAACACAUUGUGGAAGAAACUGUUAUGAGACUUGUGCAACUAUGUUGGGUGUAGAAUUGCCUGAUAAAUGCGAUGGUAAAUGUUAUGCACAUGCAUGUGAAUGUCAACCUGGUUUUGUGAGGUUGACGAAAAAUUCCAGAGUUUGUGUUCCUAAAUCUGUAGAAGAAUAUGUAGAAAAGAAACCGAUGCCAAUGUCAUCAGACGAAGCCGAAUAUUUCGAUUUGGAUGAAAUAUCUCUAAAUUCUACCACUUUGAGUUGUGGAAAUGGCACAGAAAAUCAAUGUGAAAAACCACCAACAUCAAAUCAGACAUUUUUAUACGAAGGACAAAUUUAUGAACGACAUUGUCCUGCAAAUUUGAAUGAUGGUGAAGAAGUUUUGGUCAAGGGAAGUAAACAAGGAGCCCUAAUUUGCAAGGAUGGUUAUUACAGGAUCAAUUCUGAUGAUUGUGUGCUGUUAGAGGAUUGCCCAGAUAUAUGUUCGGAAAACGAGAUCCUAGUAAGAAUUCCUUACCCAAGCAACGAUUUACCCAAAGACAAACCGACUUACAAAUGUGUUUGUAAGGAAGGUUUCGAACUCAACAAGGACAACAAAUGUGUUACAAAAAAAGUACCAUGUGGUCCACAUUCAAAACGUGUCGAAUGUGCAACAGCUUGUCCAAUAACUUGCAAAAACUUUUUAUUUCCUAGACAAGUUUGUCCACUUCCUUGCUUACCAGAUUCAUGUGUUUGCUACGAUGGCUACGUCUUAAAUGAUGAAGGAAUUUGUGUACCGCCAUCAGAAUGUCCUGGAGGAUUCACAUGUCCACCAAAUUCUGAAUGGAGAAUGUGCGCCAAUCCAAAUCCUAUCACAUGUGAUAUGUUGACCAGGAAGCAGUUACCAAACUGCUCCAAAACUUGCCCGGCAGCUUUCACCUGCCAAUGUAAAAUCGGAUACGUUCUCAGAAGUGCUGAUGAUACCACUUGUGUACCAGUUGACCAUUGUUUUACCAAAGUUACUCAGAAAAAGUUGACUUAUGCACCAGUUUAUUAUGCAGCUGGUCCUGUGGUUAAUCAAAUCCCUCCUAAAGUUGUCCAACAUAACCAUUUGCCGGAAGAUCCUAAGUUGGGUCCUUGUUUAUUCCCAGGUUCACAAUGA